AUGUCGUUUGCUGUUGAACGCGGGGCUGCCAUCGCGAGCGUGGCUGUGGUGAUGCUACUCAGCACCGACGAUAAUCCCCUACUCCAGGGCGACAGCGGACCGCCCUGCUCCCUGCAUAAGACUCAGCCCUCCACCGGCGGCAUCACCCGGCCUGGCUCCUGGUGCUCCACUGGAGUCCUGCCCGCACGCUUCACUGGCGCAGGCAGUGGUGCUGCUGCGGGAUGGGCGCUGGCGGCACCCAGACCGGCGCUUCGAGUCAUCUUCCACGCUGGCCAGGUGACGGCUCGGUCAGCACUCCAGGUGGCGUCGUAA
This is a messenger RNA of Aspergillus tanneri, 312 nucleotides long. RefSeq lists its product as uncharacterized. The transcript is spliced from 2 exons. NCBI's taxonomy places the organism in Eukaryota, Fungi, Ascomycota, Eurotiomycetes, Eurotiales, Aspergillaceae. The coding region runs from base 1 to 312 and encodes 103 amino acids. The record is from RefSeq and is a predicted model, not a curated record.